Molecule: messenger RNA, 3851 nt
Organism: Mytilus californianus (California mussel)
Lineage: Eukaryota; Metazoa; Mollusca; Bivalvia; Mytilida; Mytilidae
Product: putative pyridoxal-dependent decarboxylase domain-containing protein 2
Exons: 24
Coding region: 14-2665 (883 amino acids)
Biological process (GO): carboxylic acid metabolic process
Cellular component (GO): intracellular membrane-bounded organelle
Molecular function (GO): pyridoxal phosphate binding; carbon-carbon lyase activity
Source: RefSeq, a predicted model, not a curated record
UGUACCUGGAAACAUGGCCGAAGCAUCAUCUGCUCGUCCACUUGUCGAGCCCAAACAAGUAGAAGAAAAAAGUAUGGAUGACGAACCAGUGCUAGAAAUGAACAGAUAUGUAGAAGAUGAAAAGUCAAAAAAGAAAGUUUCAUUUACUGAAACAAUAAUGCCAUUUGAGAAACCAGAAUUCAAACCAGGAGCAAAUGAAAUGGGCUCUUCUGAAGAGAUGUUUCAACAGAUGUUUAUGGAUCCCAUGAUGAAAGAUUUAAAUAGACAUGUACAGGCCAAUACAGAUAUACUGGACAAGAUCAGCAAAGACAUGGAAGAUCAGAGGAAACAAAGGCUUAAAGACAGACAAACAUCACACAUCCCUGAGGCCCUGAAAGGAGGUGGACAGGAAAUGAAAGAAAUCAUGAAUAAAGUAGAAGACUUGAUUUUAUUUGGUAAUGCAGAAGAUGUGCAGGAAGAGGGCACUGUAGCAGUGAAAGAGGAAAAAUCAAGUGCUAAGUUACAAGAAUUAGACGGUCAUGCCAGAGCUGCCCUGACUGCCCACAGUCUGUCAGCUUAUGUCUCUACCUUAGAUGAAGAACAUCUAAAGACAUUCACAACUAAAAUUAUAUCAGACUGUGAACUUUGGUUGUCAAGACUUUUCAGAUUUGGAGACGCCUCUGUUGUUUAUCAUGAGGAAGAGAUGGAUGGAUUGGUUAAGAUUUGUAGAUUGGCAAUGUACCAGAAAUAUCCUAAGUACCCUACAGAAGGAUUUGAAGCCUUGUAUUCCAGACCUCCUGUUAUAUAUGUCAGUGCAUCAGCUAAACCUGGUGUGACAAAUUACCUAUGUUUACAACUUGGUUUACCCUUAUCUUGUAUAUGUACAGUACCAGUUGUGACAAAGAAUGGAGCUGUAGGAAGAAUGAAUAUAGAUGUACUUGAGAAUUUGAUACGGGAUGAUAUCGCUGCAGCUAAGACACCUGUAAUGUUGGUAUGCUUUGCAGGUACCCCAUUAACUGGACAGGUGGACAAUUUAGAUGAUUUACAGGACAUAUGUAAAAGGAAAUCCAUAUGGUUACAUGUAGAAGGAAACACCUUGGCGACACUGACAAUGUUCUCAGUACCGACAUCUUUACAGAAUGCUAAGUGUGGGGACAGUAUGACUCUGGCUAUAGGUAGAUGGUUAGGUAUACCUGGACUUCCGUAUUGUACUUUAUACAAAACAAAUGACCCAGCAUUGGUGAUAGCAGCUGGUCUAAACACAUUUAAUUCACAACUGAAGUUAAAUUGUCUCCCUUUGUGGAUAUGUCUUCAGAGUUUAGGACAUGAUGGAAUUGUGGACAGAGUCAAGUCAUCUUGUGAUCUGGCGGAAGCAUUAUACAAAGGAAUAGAUGAAAUUUCAACUAUAAAACAAUAUAGUAUAGAAAAGAAAGAAGAAGAAGAUGUGAAAGGAAUCAAGGAUUUAAUAUUCAAAGCCAUUUCUGCCCUGGUUGUGUUUGAGAUUGUGACACCAAACAUCGUGUUUCAGUAUGCAGAGGAUGGUGCACAGACAGGGAUACAGAUUGCACCAUACAGUACUAAUGUAGAGGACGAAGAGGAACCAGAAGAAGAUCAGAAUGCUGUGUAUUAUGAUGCUCUUAAUAUGUGGUUAGGAGAAACAAUGCAGAUGGAAUGUCCAAAACUAAACUUCCAGAUAGUGAAAUUGGAAAAAGAAGGCAUCUGCCUUAGGUUUGCUCCACUUGAAUGUGCUCAAGUGAAAGGAAUAAAACCAGAAGACGUAGAAGAAAGUAUUGUGAAAUUGAAAGACCAGAUAAACAUAUUGGAUGCUACAGUAGGUCAGAGAGACAAAUUCAGAGCUGUUGUGGAUCAGCAGAAAAAUUUGAAGCUGAUAGAGAUGCCAAAAUGGGCUGGACUUGGGGUUGUGCAAUAUUUACCAGAAUCAUGUGUGAAUCAUUCUGAUCAUUUAUCACAUAAGCCUAGACAUGAGAUUAACACUGUUAACAUAGAGUUAGUGAAGAAACUUAAAGCUACAGACACUGCCUUCUCAUUGGGUCGGUUAGAGAAUGAGUUAGCGUGUGUAAAAUUUGGUUUGAUCACAGAUGACACAGAUGUGGAAGAGUUGAUAGAUCAUGUGAUGAAGUGUGGUAAAGAGAUUGAAGAGUCAUCAAGGUAUUUUGAAGCUUUGGCAGAUCUUAUUAAGCAGGGUAUUGAAAUAGCUAAUGAAGAUUUAAAAAAAGAAUCAGAAGAAAAAUUACAACAGGAGGGCGUAUUAAGACAAGUUCCUUUAGUUGGAUCCCUGUUGAAUUGGUGGUCUCCACCACCUAAAGAUCAGAUAAAGGGAAGAACUUUUAACUUGAAGUCUGGAACAAUGGCCAGUACAGAAACAACCUAUAAAUACCACAUGCAAGUUCAAGAGGAAACACAUUCAAAAGAAAAAGACAAAAAAGUAAAAACAAAUUUAUUUCAGAAAGGGAAUUCACAGACUGAACCUACAUCACCUACCACAAAAACAGCACAGGAAAUAAGGAGUGAACUGCAACAUGAAUCUACUUCUCCCACAUCCAAAACUCCUCCAGAAAAGGCCCCGACAGAUAUCCCAGGAUCCCCAUCAACAACAGAAUCUCCAGCCAAUACAGAAGCACCUGGUUCUCCUCAAGUCAAAGAUGAAGGUACAGACCUGAAAUAGAGAGAGUUUGUGGUUAUCUGUACAUUCCAGGGAUUAUUUUGAGGAAGAGUGGGAAUUCUUGUGUCUGUGGAAUACUAUGCCAUUUAUUUGUGAUGAAUAUUGUUUGGAUGUGUGCAUGUUAACACUGCUUAUGUGUAAAUUGAGAGGACAAUCACAUUUCAUCCUUUAUGUAAGGACCUAUGAUCUUUUAUGUUGGGGCCUAUGAUCUUUAAUGUUGAGAAAAAGGAAUUGUAAAUUAUACUACUUAUAAAUUGACUAAUAUUUAUAUAGAAACAUUUUGACACAAUCCAGUUGACAGAAAAGUAUUUAUUUUUAAAUAGUUUAUUUAUUUAAAAUGAUUGUUACAUUUUUUUAUAUUGAAGUUUUUUGUUUGUUUUUCUGUUAAGAAGCAUAAUGCUAACUUAUUUUUUUCUCUUUUUUUUACCUAUUUAUACUGUAGUAAUAUUCAACAAAUAUUUCAAAGAAAUGUUUACAGACUUAUCUCAACUUAUGAGAACAAUGUCCUUCUGAUUACUACUUAAGAUACUCAUUCAUACACCUACCAAUGUCUUCAAUUUUAACAUUUAUAAUUAACUUUCAAAAGAAAGAAUACCAUGUUUCUGAAUAUUUACAGUUGAUAUAGCCCUUUGAAUAGAAAAAAAAUGUUUUAAAAUGAAAUGCAGUGCAUUGGUGCCUGCAAGGAAUGAGAGAUGUAUAUUAAUGAGACAUUGGUUUAGUCAUAGAACUUAUAGAAUGUGUUAUAUUUAGCAAGGUGAUUUCUCAUUAAAAGAAAAAACAAUUUUAAUAAGUUUAUAAAAGUUUGAAUGUUUGUAUCGAGGCAAAAAUAUUCCUUCUGUAAGUCAACUUGUGAUUGUAAAGAAGUUGAUGGUUUUCAUUGAGGACAUUGAUGGAUGUGUCUUUAAACUGCCUGUAAAGAUGUGAAUAAUGGAUGAUUGUCUGAAGUUUUGGUUGUGUGUGAUAUUGGUAUAUUUUUUGCCUUAUUCCUUCCGUUGCAUUUUAAAGGUAGUAAAGUGUUUAUUGGUAUAAAUAUAAAUGUGUUCAGAUCAUUUUACACAUGUAGUCAUAAUUGGAUUAAUUGUAAAUGUACACAGUAAAUAUUGUAACUCUCACCAACCAUACAAGGAAUCUGUAACUAAAGAGAAUUCCUUUACAUAGACAAAUAGCAUUUACACGAAAAAGUUUUGGC